Messenger RNA from Sphaeramia orbicularis (orbiculate cardinalfish), 993 nucleotides. RefSeq names its product RAS protein activator like-3-like. The coding region runs from base 1 to 993 and encodes 330 amino acids. The transcript is spliced from 9 exons. NCBI's taxonomy places the organism in Eukaryota, Metazoa, Chordata, Actinopteri, Kurtiformes, Apogonidae. The record is from RefSeq and is a predicted model, not a curated record.
AUGACAUCCUUUGAACGGUUAUGUCGACCUGCCGCUGCGUUGGCCGUGCUGCACGGCCUACUGGUGGACAUCAUCCACCAUAAGGACCAGGACACCGUUGACAAGCUGCACCCUCUGCCUUCAAUUUUAAACCAGAUCACAGAGUCGCUGGGUCCUGAAGCCCCCCGGAUCCUGGUUAACAGCCAAACAGGACAAGCCAAGCCCACGUAUGUCCCUCCUAAAGACCUGGGCAAAUACAGCCCCCAUCAGUCAUCCCAGCAGCAGCUUCCUGUGGACUCCAGAGGAGACAACAGGAUUCGGAGAAGUAUGAGGGACAGAGAAAGGAAGCCGGUCACCAGAACCCAGAGCGCCCCGCACCGACGGCCCAUGAAGCACACCAUGAAGAGGCAGACCAGCUCUGAGAACCUGCCCACAGCCGAGCACCAGCCAGAGGAAAGCAACACACCCAGUAUCACCUCACCACGACCUAAUGUCAUUAUCAAACACCCACCUGCACCAAUUCCCUGGAUCAAAGACCUGCAAAACAGAGAGUCUAGUGAGAUGAAGGCUGAAAAUGAACAGCUCAGUUUACUGGACCAGCACGCUCAAGAACUGUCAGAGCUUCGUCUGGGGAUAGAGCAGGUAACGGAGCGGGAGCUGGACAUGGCCAAACGCCUGGAAGACUUCAUCAUUCAGAGCCAGGACCAGAAUGCAAUGCUGCAGGCUGAAGUCAAUGAGCUGCGGGACCUCCUGGCAGUGAGAGAAGAGCAGCUGGCCAGUGCCACCUUCAGGCUGGGUGUGAUUGAGGAGGAGAGAGAGGAAGAUGAGAGGAAGCUGAGUGUUGCCAUAGCAGCAACUGAACGAAUGAAUGUGUUGGAGGAGCAGUUUGCCGUCCUGCUCAGGACCUUCAGCAGCUCAACGAGGCCCACAGCGGACAACAGAACAAACAGCAACAGGAAAAACCCCACAUCACAGCACCUGAACACAACCAAACAAAGAGCCACAGAUGUGUAA